UUCAAUCGUGACCAUGUGGCCAGAAAAGCUUUUGGCAGACCAAAAAGUCUGGGUCAGUAGGCCAGAAAACAUCAUUGGUGGCCAGGUGAAGGACAACACCACAUUCCGACAGCUACAGAGUUUGGCUAAGUCAUGCAACUGCGAACCGGUCAAAUCUGGGCUUCAGAAGAUCUCUGAGGACAGACUAUGUAGAGAUCAUUUCUCGAGACCGCUAUCAGAGCUGUUCAUGGACACGGCCAAUCCACCGGACUUUCUGGUCUCAUUUUCUAACCUCGCCCUUGGCUCCAUUCUACAAUAUACAUUCCCCGGAGCAAAAAGUGGAGUAUAUAAGGUAAUUAACUCGU
This is a messenger RNA of Candidula unifasciata, 344 nucleotides long. The record is from the annotation of a GenBank genome assembly. NCBI's taxonomy places the organism in Eukaryota, Metazoa, Mollusca, Gastropoda, Stylommatophora, Geomitridae.